GCUGCAGCUGGGGCAAGUCCAGCUCAACACCGCCAUGCUCGCCCUGGAGGCUGCACAGCUCGACGGGCCACACUUCAGCUGUCUGUACCCGGAUGGAGUCUUCUACGACCUGGACAGCUGCAAGCACCCCAGCUACCCUGACUCAGAGGGGGCUCCUGACUCCCUGUGGGGCUGGGACCUCAGUCCCGCUGUCCCAGCUGCCUCCUAUGAAGCCUUCAACCCGACCGUGGCCACCUUUGGCCACCCCCAAGGUGUCCAGCUCUGUUAUGGACCCUCGACCUACAGCCCUGUGGGGAGCCUUGACCCAGCCCCCAGCGUGGAGGCCCCUGGGCCCAGCUUCCCAGCGUACCCCAUGGAGGACUUCACCAGCCAGACCCUGGGUCCCCCGGCAUAUGCUGCAUACCCCAGCCCCGUGCUGUCAGAGGAGGAGGAUCUCCUGCUGGACAGUCCCGCCCUGGAGGUGUCGGACAGCGAGUUGGACGAGGCCCCGGUGGCUGGCCCUGAGGGUAGGGGAUCUGACGCAGGGGCCCGCAAGAAGCUGCGCCUGUACCAGUUCCUGCUCGGGCUGCUGACCCGCGGAGACAUGCGCGAGUGCGUGUGGUGGGUGGAGCCGGGCGCCGGCGUCUUCCAGUUCUCUUCGAAGCACAAGGAGCUCCUGGCGCGCCGCUGGGGCCAGCAGAAGGGCAACCGCAAGCGCAUGACCUACCAGAAGCUGGCGCGCGCCCUGCGCAACUACGCCAAGACCGGCGAGAUCCGCAAGGUCAAGCGCAAGCUCACCUACCAGUUUGACAGUGCGCUGCUGCCCGCCGCCCGCCGCGCCUGAGCCCCGCGGGGACUCUCGGGGGCUCUCAGUGGCUCCACAGCUGUGUCACGUUGGCGUCCCCACACCCUAGGUCACAGGACCCGUGGAUCCCUGCACUGUGGAGGGGGAAGGUGGGCUGCCAUAAUCCCCAAACCCUGCUCAGGGCCCCUUUGGGCCCGCCAGUCGUGUCUGGGACUCCCUCGUCAUGUCCAGGAUCUCCAGGUUCCUUAUGUCUUGGGGCUCACAGGACCCAUAGAUAACUGUGCUACGUGGUCUGUGUGGAGUGGGCACAGGACUAUGCUUCCAGAAUCCUAAGCGCUUCUCUGGGAUCCGUGAUGUCUCCCAACCAGUCCGGGGACCUCUCUGAGACCCCUUGUGUCUGUGAUCUCUCAAUCUAUGUGGGGCCCACUGUUGAUCUAACCAGGAGGGGGGCGGCUCCAGCAACCCUAAGCCCUGUCCUGGGUCCCUCUGGGAUCCCCUUCUCACGUCUGGGUCCCUCAUGUCAAAUCUGAAAUCUAGCCAUGGCUGGGGCCCUCUGGGAGACCUUCAUCACGUCUCAGAUCUCUGUGAGACUCUCUUGUCCUAUCUGUCCUCCCAAAUCCCUUCGAGAUCCCCCAAUUCUCUGGAACCAUCUUACUAUCCUUUUAUGUGACUGGAAUUUUCAUGUCUGAAAAUCCUUUUGUCAGGUCUGAAAACUCCCUUGUCAGGUCUGAUGGGGGGACUUCAGUGAACCUUGUCAUAUCCACACCACCUCUGGGAUACCUUACCUGUCUGGGAUCCUCCAACCAAUCACAUCUGGGCAACCCUGGAAUCCCCAUCUUAAUAUGCCCCCCAGCCGACCUGAGUUCUCAUGGAGACCCUUCCCCUCCUAGAGUGCCCUCCGUUGGGCCAUGCUGGGGAUGAUUCUGUCUGCUCAGCUGAUUUCUGGGUGAUCUUGGCAGCCUUCCCAUGUCAUUUCUAACCAGAGGUCUCGAACUGGUGACUUCCCCACCCCCACCCCCUGGGCACAUGAGGCCUUGAUGGUGUUUUCUUUAGUUCACUGAAGCGUGAUUUUUGUUUUUUAAAUUUUGAGUGGGGAUCCACAUGAGCUGGCGUUUCAUAAGAGGGAGAUUUUGCACAAUCCUUCGCUUUGAACUCUGCAAAUCCAGUCUUAAGUGGCCAGCUUGACGGUGUGGAGAGGCUGGAGCCGGACAGCCUCCAGUCCUAGCGCGGCAUCUGUUCACCGGUCUGCCCCAGUGCCUGCUGCGGCCCCUGGCAGUCAUGCCCCGGCAGCUUCUCUCAGUUGCUUGUUAGCGCCCGACCAUUUGCAUUUUGCCCCCUGGUGUGAACUCAAGGAGGUGAAGCUUGGAGGCACUGUGGGAGCUCUGACUGGACCCCACUGGGGGUGUUAGAGGCUGUGGGCUAGGAGGCCAGGGUCCCGGGCCCUUCAGACUGGCUGGCUGAGGGAUCCGGAGCGAAAGACUUGCUGCUUCUGAGCCUCAGUGUGUCCCUUCUGUGAAAGGGAAGAGGAGGAGGCGGAAGAUGGAGAAGUCCCUGGCAGCCCGGUCAAGCCCUCGGUGAUCUCCUGAAAUCCACCCCACCACGGACGGAUGGCCAAGAGGGCCACAAAGGAGCACCAAGGACCCAGGGAGACAAGGGUCCUCAUGGGGGCUGGUAGCAGAGCCCUCAAGUGACACUGCGCCCCAGGGGUGGGGGGCAGGCACCAAUGUCCUCCCCAGGGUCAUCAUCACCCCGUGUGUGGAAUCAAAUAAAAAAAUCAAAGUAGA
This is a messenger RNA of Manis javanica (Malayan pangolin), 2568 nucleotides long. RefSeq names its product Spi-B transcription factor (gene SPIB). NCBI's taxonomy places the organism in Eukaryota, Metazoa, Chordata, Mammalia, Pholidota, Manidae. The record is from RefSeq and is a predicted model, not a curated record. Gene Ontology annotation, molecular function: DNA-binding transcription factor activity, RNA polymerase II-specific; sequence-specific DNA binding. Gene Ontology annotation, biological process: regulation of transcription by RNA polymerase II; cell differentiation. Gene Ontology annotation, cellular component: nucleus.